Molecule: messenger RNA, 1663 nt
Organism: Microcebus murinus (gray mouse lemur)
Lineage: Eukaryota; Metazoa; Chordata; Mammalia; Primates; Cheirogaleidae
Source: RefSeq, a predicted model, not a curated record
AUGCUAAAGUUGAACAAUGAGUGCCUUCUCACUCUCUGUGGUUUCCAUGGUACUAAUUGUCAGUGCCUUUUGUUGCAGGCAGAAUACUUCUAUGAAUUCCUGUCCUUGCGCUCCUUGGAUAAAGGCAUCAUGGCAGAUCCAACUGUCAACGUCCCUCUGCUGGGAACAGUGCCUCACAAGGCAUCAGUUGUUCAAGUUGGUUUCCCAUGUCUUGGAAAACAAGACGGGGUGGCAGCAUUCGAAGUGAAUGUGAUUGUGAUGAAUUCUGAAGGCAACACCAUCCUCCAGACGCCUCAAAAUGCCAUCUUCUUUAAAACAUGUCAGCAAGCCGAGUGCCCAGGAGGGUGCCGAAACGGAGGCUUUUGUAACGAAAGACGCGUCUGCGAGUGUCCUGAUGGAUUCUUCGGCCCUCACUGUGAGAAAGCCCUUUGCACCCCACGAUGUAUGAAUGGCGGACUUUGUGUGACCCCUGGUUUCUGCAUCUGCCCACCUGGAUUCUAUGGAGUCAAUUGUGAUAAAGCAAACUGCUCGACCACCUGCUUUAACGGAGGGACCUGUUUCUACCCUGGAAAAUGUAUUUGCCCUCCGGGACUAGAGGGAGAGCAGUGUGAAAUAAGCAAAUGCCCACAACCCUGUCGAAACGGAGGUAAAUGCAUUGGUAAAAGCAAAUGUAAGUGCUCCAAAGGUUACCAGGGAGACCUCUGCUCAAAGCCUGUCUGCGAGCCUGGCUGCGGUGCUCACGGAACCUGCCAUGAACCGAACAAAUGCCAGUGUCAAGAAGGCUGGCAUGGAAGACACUGCAAUAAAAGGUACGGAGCCAGCCUCAUGCAUGCCCUGAGGCCAGCAGGCGCCCGGCUCAGGCAGCACACGCCUUCACUUAAAAAGGCCGAGGAGGCGCGGCGGGACCCACCUGAAUCCAAUUACAUCUGGUGAACUCCGACAUCUGAAACGUUUUAAGUUACACCAAGUUCAUAGCCUUUGUUAACCUUUCAUGUGUUGAAUGUUCAAAUAAUGUUCAUUACACUUAAGAAUACUGGCCUGAAUUUUAUUAGCUUCAUUAUAAAUCACUGAGCUGAUAUUUACUCUUCCUUUUAAGUUUUCUAAGUACGUCUGUAGCAUGAUGGUAUAGAUUUUCUUGUUUCAGUGCUUUGGGACAGAUUUUAUAUGAUGUCAGUGGAUCAGGUUAAAAUUUUGUCUUUUCAGUGUGUAGUUGGCAGAUAUUUUCAAAAUUGCAACGCAUCCAUGGUGUCGAGGGGCUGGGAAACAUUAGAGAGGUUAAAUUGGGCAAAAAUGCAUAAAUCACAAGGGUUUGGAUGAAACCUUUAGUAGUGUUAAAGUUACAGCAUUUCAAAUUUCAUCAUCAUAUAUUUAGAUAUUUGUCGCAUUUUUAAAUUGCCCUUAUUUUUAAACUCUCAAAUACAACAUAUUUUGACCUUUCCAUUCUUCCAGAGAAUUCAGUAUUAAAAAAAAUAUUACACUGUGGUAGUGGCAUUUAAACAAUAUAAUAUAUUGUAAACACAAUGAAAUAGGGAAUAUAAUGUAUGAACUUUUUGCAUUGGCUUGAAGCAAUAUAAUAUAUUGUAAACAAAACACAGCUCUUACAUAAUAAACAUUUUAUACUGUUUGUAUGUAUAAAAAUAAAGGUGCUGCUUUAGUUUUCUGA